This is a messenger RNA of Diceros bicornis minor, 1199 nucleotides long. Its product is annotated as boLa class II histocompatibility antigen, DQB*0101 beta chain-like. Gene Ontology annotation, biological process: positive regulation of T cell activation; peptide antigen assembly with MHC class II protein complex; immune response. Gene Ontology annotation, molecular function: MHC class II protein complex binding. Lineage: Eukaryota; Metazoa; Chordata; Mammalia; Perissodactyla; Rhinocerotidae. Gene Ontology annotation, cellular component: MHC class II protein complex; membrane. The record is from RefSeq and is a predicted model, not a curated record.
CUCCGAAAUGCCUACAGAGGAGCCACCAGGUGCAAGCUGUGUUGACUACUAUUACUUUUGCCUCUGUUUUCAAUUAUGUCUGGGAAGAUGGUUCUGGGGAUCCCUAGAGGCCUUUGGACAGCAGCUGUGAUGGUGAUACUGGUGGUGCUGAGUACCCCAGUGGCUGUGGGCAGAGAGUCUCCAGAGGAUUUCGUGUUCCAGUUUAAGUUUCAAUGCUACUUCACCAACGGGACGGAGCGGGUGCGGCUCCUGGCCAGAUACAUCUAUAACCGGGAGGAGUUCCUGCGCUUCGACAGCGACGUGCGGGAGCACCGGGCGGUGACCGAGCUGGGGCGGCCGGACGCCGAGUACCUGAACGGGCAGAAGGACAUCCUGGAGCAGGAGCGGGCCGCGGUGGACACGGUGUGCAGACACAACUACGAGGUGGAGGCCGCCUUCACCUGGCAGCGCCGAGUGGAGCCUACAGUGACCAUCUCCCCAUCCAGGACAGAGGCUCUAAACCACCACAACCUGCUGGUCUGCUCGGUGACAGACUUCUAUCCAGCCCAGAUCAAAGUUCGGUGGUUCCGGAAUGACCGAGGCAUUGUGUCCACCCCCCUUGUUAGGAACGGGGACUGGACCUUCCAGAUCCUCGUGAUGCUGGAAAUGACUCCCCAGCGUGGAGAUGUCUACACCUGCCACGUGGAGCACCCCAGCCUCCAGAGCCCCAUCACAGUGCAGUGGCGGGCACAGUCUGAAUCUGCCCAGAGCAAGAUGCUGAGCGGAAUCGGGGGCUUCGUGCUGGGGCUGAUCUUCCUCGGGCUGGGCCUUAUAAUCCGUCACAGGAGCCAGAAAGGGCUCCUGCGCUGACUCCUGAGGAUACUUUGGGAUUAGUCUUCCUUCUUCUGUAAUGCCUGCUUAUCCUUGCUUAGAAUUUACACCUACCUGUCAGCCUGUCCCCCUCUGAGAUCAGAGUCCUACAGUGACACUGAAAAAGUCACUAGGUCACCCCUGUGACCCCUGCCCUGAGGAUCUUACUGCGAUGCUGCUUCCUCCACUGACCCUGGAGCCUCUGCCUGUGUGCUGCCAGCGGCAUCUACUCAGAUGCCAAGGGGUUCUUCUGUUUCCGUUCUCUCCCCACAGACUGUUCAAGAGAAGCACAUUGAAACCAUUUACCUGACUAUAGAGAUUUUCUCAUAAUUAAACAUGAUUAUGAAUUA